GAAGAAGACUCAGGAAGGUAAAAACAAGGGAAAGAAGGCAGCAGAUACAAAACAGAAAAAGACUGAUUCGGAUUCUACUUCUGCAGAUAUGAGGGAUUCUAAAGAGGGUCAUAAAGAAGAAGAUGAAACGCCUUCUGUUUCUGCUGUGCUGUCUCUGGAACAAACAGCUGUGAUUCAGGAAAUGGUAAAUCAAGAUGUACUUCCAAAGCUGAUGAUCCCCAGUCCGACGAAUGAGCCACAAGUGGUAACUGAAGACAAAGAAGGAGAAGCAAUAAACUGUGCAUCAGAUGAUUUAGAUGAUGACGAAGAGGACGAUGAAGAAGAGGAAGAUGAAGAGGAGAUGGAAGAUGCCAAUAUGCCUAAAGAAAGCGCUGAAAUGCCUUUGAUGUGUGAAGAAAAGUUGGACUCCUUGGAAGAACAAAAGAGUACGUCAGAGGAAUCUCCAGAAAGCUCUCCAAAGAAAAAACUCAUGGUGAAAAUUCCAAAAGCGCAGGGGGAAUCCAACGGUGAUGUUCAGGAAAUAUUCAUGUUUCCCUGCCAGCAUUGUGAGAGGAAGUUUACAACAAAGCAAGGCCUGGAGCGCCACAUGCACAUCCACAUAUCCACCCUGAGCCACGCCUUCAAGUGCCGUUACUGCGGGAAAGCCUUUGGCACCCAAAUCAACAGGCGGCGGCACGAGCGGCGCCACGAGGCCGGGCCGAAAAGGAAACCAUUCCUGACACUGACCUCCUCACAGCACUUGGAUAACGUUGCUGAUAACCAGGUGGUUGUGGAUGAUGGUCUUAAAGAUGACCUGAAUGUUUCCAGUCUUGUGCAAGACUCUGUUUUGGAGUCUGAGAAAGUUUCCCAGGAAAUGUCAAACUCUGCGUUUGCUGAGGAAAAUAAGGAGCCCAAAGAAUUGCAUCCGUGCAAAUACUGCAAAAAGGUUUUUGGUACUCACACCAACAUGAGGAGGCAUCAGCGUAGGGUUCAUGAACGUCAUCUUAUUCCCAAAGGUGUCAGAAGAAAAGGAUUCUUCACUGAGGAGCCACCUCUCCCGACAGAGCCAGCCCCUGCAGUGCAGAGUGUGUACAUAGCGAGCACAGAAAUAGAGGAGGAAGGUGAAGGAGAUGAUGUCUAUCUUAUGGAUAUAUCCAGCAAUAUCUCUGAGAAUUUAAAUUACUACAUUGAUGGUAAAAUUCAGUCCAAUAGCAACACUAGCAAUUGUGAUGUGAUUCAGAUGGAGUCCAACUCUGCAGACUUGUAUGGAUUGAACUGUAUCAUCAGUCCGGUGACAGUGGAAAUUUCCUCCAAUUUAAAGGUUACACAAACACAUGUGAAUGAAGCUGCUAAGGAACCCUCUAGCAGUGGGAGCAGUGAACCCAAAAAGAGAAGAACUGCUAGCCCUCCUCUUGUACCAAAAAUAAAAACUGAAAUAGACCCAGAACCUAUAACUCCUACUAGUUCUUUAAAUCUUCCUCUUAGCAUUUCAACAGAAAGCUUACCUUUUCAUAAAGAAAAAGGAGUUUAUUUGUCAUCAAAAUUAAAGCAGCUUCUUCAGACACAGGACAAUAAGAAGAUAACUCCAUCAAGUGAAAUCCCUAAAAUAGGACCUUCUGUUACAUCAUCACCUAUUUUGCCUCCAGUAUCCAGCAGGUUUAAAAGAAGGACCAGCUCUCCUCCCAGUUCUCCACAGCACAGUCCAGUGCUUCGAGACUUUGUCAAAUCAGGUGAGGGGAAAACUGUGUGGAAUGAUAAUAUUCGGAGUUCAAAAAUGCCAAAGUUAGAAAGCCACAGCAACUCACCUGCUUGGAGCUUGACUGGAAGGGAGGACAAAGAGACUUUGAGCCCUCUUUGCUUUGAAGAAUAUAAAAUAUCUAAAGACUGGACAGCAGCUCCAACUUUUGGCAACGUGUGCAACCAGCAGCCACUGGAUUUAUCCAGUGGUAUGAAACAAAGGUCUGAUGUCAAAAGCAAGACUCAGGUUCCCUGGGAAUCCGUUCUAGAUCUAAGCGUGCAUAAGAAGCCCUGCAGCGAUGCUGAAAUCAGGGAAUACAAAGAAAAUUCCACACAACCAACGUGUAGUGGUGUUAAGAAGAAGAAACCCACCACUUGCAUGCUGCAGAAGGUUCUGCUGAAUGAGUACAACGGGACAGAGGCAGCCCUAGAGAGCGGGCUGGGCACGGACAGCGCCGCCAGCCCCGGCAGGGCCCCGGAGCCUCCAGCAGAGCCCGAGGCCCAUCCCCCUGUGCCGGCGCCGUCUGCCACCGCCACUCAGCCCCUCGGCUCCUGCGCGUCCCCCGUGCCACAGGCGCCUGCUGCGCCUGCCGGCCAGCUGCCUCCAUUGCUGACGCCCACCAACCCCCCCUCCCCGCCGCCCUGCCCCCCUGUGUUAACAGUGGCCACCUCGCCUCCCCCCCUGCUCCCCACCGUGCCCUUACCCGUUGCAGAUGUCUCUGCCAGUGCCACUAACACUUCCUCCUGUCCCUCGCCACUCUCCAACACUACUACCCAAUCCCCGCUACCAGUUCUUUCACCCACAGUUUCUCCUUCUCCAUCCCCUGUCCCUUCUGUUGAACCUCUUAUUUCUGCUGCUUCACCUGGCCCCCCUACACUGUCUUCAUCUUCUUCCUCCUCCUCUUCCUCCUCUUUCUCAUCCUCUUCCUCCUCAUCGUCUCCAUCUCCACCUCCUCUUUCUGUAGUUUCUUCUGUUGUUUCCUCUGCUGAUAACCUUGAAAGUUCUCUCCCAAUAAUAAAGCAGGAAGAAGCUGAAAGCGAGCAGCAGAAAGCAAGAGAAGAUCCUCAUACUUCCAGUCAAUUAGGAGUAGUGCAGGAAACCUUCAACAAGAGCUUUGUGUGCAAUGUCUGCGAAUCACCUUUCCUUUCCAUUAAAGACCUAACGAAGCAUUUAUCCAUUCAUGCUGAGGAAUGGCCCUUCAAAUGUGAAUUCUGUGUACAGCUUUUUAGGGAUAAAACAGACUUGUCAGAGCAUCGCUUUCUGCUUCAUGGAGUAGGGAAUAUCUUUGUUUGUUCAGUGUGUAAAAAGGAAUUUGCUUUUUUGUGCAAUUUGCAACAGCAUCAACGGGAUCUCCAUCCAGAUAAAGAGUGCUCGCAUCAUGAGUUUGAAAGUGGGACUUUGAGACCCCAGAAUUUUACUGACCCCAGUAAGGCGAAUGCAGAGCACAUGCAGAGCCUGCCAGAAGAUUCUUUGGAACCCUCAAAAGAGGAGGAAGAUGAAGAUCUAAAUGAUUCUUCUGAAGAGCUUUAUACUACUAUAAAAAUAAUGGCUUCUGGAGUGAAAUCUAAAGAUCCAGAUGUUCGUAUGGGCCUCAAUCAACACUACCCAAGCUUUAAACCACCUCCGUUCCAGUAUCACCAUCGUAAUCCUAUGGGUAUUGGAGUUACUGCAACAAACUUCACAACCCACAAUAUCCCACAGACUUUUACUACUGCCAUUCGAUGCACAAAAUGUGGAAAAAGUGUUGAUAACAUGCCUGAGUUACACAAACACAUACUGGCCUGUGCAUCUGCUAGUGAUAAAAAGAGAUACACACCGAAAAAAAAUCCAGUACCCCUCAAACAGACAGUGCAGCCUAAGAAUGGCAUGGUGGUUAUUGCUGGGCCUGGGAAGAACGCCUUCAGACGAAUGGGUCAGCCUAAAAGACUCAAUUUCAAUGUUGAGAUUAGCAAAAUGUCCUCCAAUAAACUAAAAAUGAGUGCAUUGAAAAAGAAAAACCAGCUUGUCCAGAAAGCUAUCCUGCAAAAAAAGAAAUCUGCCCAGCAGAAGGCAGAACUGAAAAAUAACUCAUCUGAGACGGACUCUCACAUCUGCCCCUACUGUAACAGAGAGUUCACAUACAUUGGGAGUUUGAACAAACACGCAUCAUACAGCUGUCCCAAAAAACCCAUCUCUCCCUCCUCCAAAAAGAAUUCUUCCAAAAAAAGUGCAGCUUCUUCACCUGCAAACAGUGACAAAGGCAGCAACCAGCGCAGGCGAACAGCAGAUGCAGAAAUCAAAAUGCAGAGCACUCAGCCUCACCUGGGCAAGACGAGAGCACGAACCUCAGGACCUGCACAGCUCCAGCUCCCCUCUGCCUCCUUCAAGUCCAAGCAAAACGUUAAAUUUGUACCUUCCAUACGAUCUAAAAAGCCAAAUUCAUCUUCAUCGUUGAGGAACUCUAGUCCUGUAAGAGUGUCUAAAAUGUCCCAUGUUGAUGGGAAAAAAACUAAGGUGGUUUCUAAGAACAAUUCCUCUGGAAUCUCCAGCAAAGCGUCCCGGAAAUUGCACAUCAGAAUACAAAGGAAUAAUAAAGCUGUUUUGCCAAGUAAAUCUGUGGCGAGUAAGAAAAAGGCAGACAGGUUCAGUGUAAAAUCUAGAGAGAGGAUUGGAGGACCAAUCACUCGGAGCCUGCAGCAGGCAGCAAAUGCAGAGGCAGCAGAAAACAAAAGAGAUGAAAGCAGUACAAAGCAAGAACUAAAAGAUUUCAGUUACAGGCUCCGCGUGGCCUCUAGAUGUCCCUCCUCCUCCUCGCAUAGCCCCAGCGCCAGGCAGUGCAAGAAUCCCAGCUCCAGCACAUCCCACUGCUGCAAGGAAUAGACCCUGGGCGUGUCCGGCCAAACCAGGUGCCAGAAAGUUCUGACUGGGAAAGGUGAGGUGAAGCAAUCCUCAAGCAUUAUCCUCUCCUGCUUUCCUCAGAUGGGGUGAGAUGGGUUCCUCAGCAGACACAGGGACAGUGGUUCCUUCUGCUGGAAGUGUUGAUGUGCUUGUGUCAUCUCACCUUCCUUCCAAGGGAGGGAACACAGAGCAGGCUUUGCCUUCUCCACAGGAUGAUGAGCUGUGGAUGCUGGGGAUGCUGAGGGUGAUCUUGGGGUCUCCCAGUGUGUGGAGCCCACGUGCCAGCAUGGGGAGCAGCACUGGAGAAGUGUUCAGGCAUCUGCAGGCAAAGCACCCUUGCUCAGAGGGUGGAUGGGCCUGGAGGAGUCUCCUCUUUUGGGAGAGCACAGAGGGUUUAACAUACUAUGCAAUUAAAUUCUGAAAAGACUGUUACAUCCUUUUCAUUUCUGCUUUACAUCCUAGUGGGUAAAGAACUGGGCCACAAAACACUGAAGGGACUGUUGGGUUUCCCUGAGGUUUCCACAUGUGAACUCUGUGGGUACCCCAAUCUCUUGACAUUGUGCCAUUAGCUGUAAGGGGCAUGUGCUGUUGCUUUUGAAGUGCAUCAGGGCACAUUUUUUGGGAAGAUCGCCUGUUAUAUGAUCUCUGGGAAAUGCACUGAUAGCCCAGUUCCAUGAUGGGACAAGCAGCCACUUCUCAAAAGCUGCCAUAACUUGUAUUGCCAGCCUGGUACUGUUUAGGGUCAGGAUUUAUUUAUUUAGGACAGUAUCAAACACAGGUGUUGCUGUGCUGUAUCAGGCCAGACUUGUCCUUAAAUACAACAUUUGUCCUUAAAUAGAGCACCUGUGUUUGUGUCUCUGGACAUGUGUUUGUUUUUGGGGGUCCUGUCCAGAGGGCAUCCAUGAGGACAGCCAGUAAAGACUAAUUCCAGAAACACACAGCUCAGCUGCUGAAAUGCAGAAAUGUCUCUUAGCUCUUUCCUGCCCCCAGAUGGGGUCAGUCACACCCAGGAGAUCAUCUGCCAGUUCUGGGCAGAACUUCUGUUCCCCCGUGAGGUGAAGGGUCUCUUCUGCCAACACAUGG
Messenger RNA from Ficedula albicollis (Collared flycatcher), 5677 nucleotides. It is a transcript of the gene PRDM2, whose product is annotated as PR domain 2. Bases 89 to 4576 code for a protein of 1495 amino acids. The record is from RefSeq and is a predicted model, not a curated record. Gene Ontology annotation, molecular function: histone methyltransferase activity. Lineage: Eukaryota; Metazoa; Chordata; Aves; Passeriformes; Muscicapidae. Gene Ontology annotation, cellular component: nucleus. The transcript is spliced from 5 exons.